GGUGCAGAUUGGGAGUCAGGGAAGUUCCACGUUGUGGCGACAAGCACCCAACAAAGAGCGCGUCAGUGGCGUCCGUACCGAUGACGAAACGGUCUGUGUGUUACGCUUCGCGAGGACAUGGCUGUGAUUACCCAUAAAGCGCCCGAGACGCGCGCGGCGCCUGGUCUGCAGCUGGACUGAAAACUUCCCCGAGGCCCUACUGAAGACCCGGGAGUGUAAGAUGUUGGGACUGAAGACAAUUUAUGACGUGCAUAUCAUAAUAUUUGGGUCUACGAUGGCUAAACUCAUUCCAAUUUUUUUAAAUGUAUGGCAUACAACCUCCUAUAGAUGAGGCUGGGACAGUAUCCUGAAACAAACUCCCCUCUGAAUUUCCUGACCCCUUUCAUACAUGUCCAUCCUGUCCCCUACUCGAUAUGUCACAAACCGACAGCAUAUAUCAGGGCCCUCCCCAAACGGACACCAAACACAGUCUCCCGAACCUCUCCAAACCUGAUAACUCCAGGAAGAGGCCCACGAUGCCCUACUUUGACUUAAAUAUUACAAACUUGGCUGAAAUUCUGGGGGUCAGGUGGACUCCUCUUUCAUCAUCUGCCAUCCUGAAGAGCAUCACAAAGGUCAAAGUGGUUAGCUUCCUUUUGGGUUUGACGUUAACCUUUCUCAUCAUGGCUUCAUAUAUCCUGACCUGGGACCGGAAGCCUAUUCUUCUUACCUCUUCGCCCUUUCAGCUUAGGCCUGUGGUCGUCCCACCCAUCACCGCUGCACCAGUGCUUUAUUCAGACAAGAAUAUUCUAGAUAUGAAACUACUGGUGAGGAGCAUCAUUUCCAAACUUGAAUACACACCCAGGAAGGUGCCAGAUGAAAGGGAUAUAACUGGAACUGACCCUCAACUGUUUUCUGUGAUUCCUCGCCAGUUCCUGCCCAGCAUCAAGAGCCCCUGCUGGCACAAGGAGUUCUUUAGUAAAUCUAACAUUGAUCCGUACAAAAGGAACCUGUUCACUCUUCGCUCAAAGAGCUUCAGGACUGUUUGUGACUAUCUGAGCACAAACUUCCAGGAACACUUGUAUCACCGAGACGGCAAACAGUUUCGCCUGCGGUGCUUGCCCUACUUCUACAUCAUUGGCCAACCCAAGUGUGGCACAACAGACUUGUUCCACAGACUGCUGCUGCAUCCAGAGAUCAAGUUCGCCACAAUGAAGGAGCCACAUUGGUGGACCAGGAAACGCUUUGGGUAUAUCCGUUUUAAAGAUGGUUUCCAGGAGCGCUUCCCUGUGGAGGACUACCUGGACCUGUUUGACCUGGCAGCCCAUCGCAUCCAGGAAACCAUCACUGGCAACUCAUCUGGAGACCACAGCAAGGUUCAACUCAUCACAGGUGAGGCAAGUGCAUCCACUAUGUGGGACAACCAAGCCUGGAGCUAUCUCCAUGCAGAGAGGGAAGAGGCAGAAGAACCUCCCUUCCUGGCACAGGACUUCAUCCACGCAGCCCAGCCGGAUGCUAAAAUCAUCAUCAUGCUCAGAGACCCAGCGGAGAGGCUGUAUUCUGACUACCUGUACUUCAAGAUGGCCAACAAGUCAGUGGAGGACUUCCAUCAGAAAGUCAUAGAGGCUGUACGACUAUUUCAGUCCUGUCUGUCCGACAGUUCCCUUCGCUCCUGUGUCUACAAUACCAGCCUCUCCAACACCAUGCCGGUUAGGCUAAACCUGGGCAUGUACAUUGUCUUCUUGCUGGACUGGCUGACAGUAUUUCAUAGAGACCAGAUUCUAAUUCUUCGACUGGAGGAUUAUGCCGCCAACCUCAGACUGACAAUAAAGAAAGUCUUCAAUUUCCUGAAUGUCGGUCCUCUGUCGGGGCAGGCCGAGGCAGCUCUGGCUAGGAGACCCAUGUCCAACACCCGCCGGGCGGCAGACAGAAGCCUUGGCCCCAUGCUCCCGACCACGAGAGAGCUGCUCAGGGAUUUCCACCAGCCAUUCAACCUCAAGCUAGCCAGCUUACUGGGCAACAGCGCCUUCCUCUGGACAGACACAUGAAGGGACCACAAGCCACUCUAACGUGGAUGAAUUGCAUUAAGGACGACCCGGGCAACUGCAAGAAGCACAAGCAGGAUACCAGUGUAUGAACAGGCAAACACUCCCGGGACAAUUAGGUGGACUCCCAGAAUGUGGUGACAUCUGAUGUGUGUUACGUGUGUGCUGGUUUGUGUUGGAGGUAUAUUUAUUUGUCUUUGAAAGAAUAAGUGUGUUGUUCUCAACAAGUGGAUGAUAGUCCGGAUGACAAUGCCCUCUCUUGAGGAUGUCACAACAUGUCUUCCUUCCUUGGCAACCAAACACAGACAAAAAAAGCCCUGAAAGAGACACAAAGGGAAGGUUGUCCAUGGCUAAUCCAUCCAUUAUGUGCAAGUAGUUGGCAUUUCACAAUGCAGUAUUACGAUACUGGAAAACAAAGCUAAAUCCAUAACAUUUCAGUCGACACAAGUUAUGAUUUCCACAAAUGGAUGGCCUCACUGACAUAAGGGACUGAGACAAAAUGGUACUUUUGAGCAACAUAUCGGUGCACAGCAGGACAAAAUAGGUUUGCAUUCAUCUCCACCAUCUCUCUGUAGACUGUAGAUUGUAAAAUGGGAUUGCUUGAAUGCAACACACACACACACACACACACACACACACACACACACACACACACACACACACACAAUUCAUAAAAAUCAACAGAGUAUAUGUGAGUGUUGAUUUUGCUCAGUCUUUGCUCAGUGUCUGAUUUGAAAGUCCGACAUGGUUCUGGACAUAUGAGAUUCCUGGAACUGUCACAAGAGGGCAGCUAAACCUCGUAGCGUGAGUUAUGGCUACUGAGUUCAUUCAACAUCCACUUUAGCUAUUCAGUGUGUUUGCUAAAUAGUGACACCAUCACAAAUAUUCAACAUUUUACAGGAUGUAUAGGGCCCAAUACAUUUAACAACUCAUCUAAAAGUUCCACAGACUUCCUUUUAGGGAUUUUAUUUAUUUAUUUUUUGGUUGAAAAUGUGGGGUUUUUCUUAGUUAUUGGGGUAGCUCAUGGGAACAUGUGACGUAAGCACAAGGAUGUGCUAAAUUCUCAGGCAGCUCAAGAGUGAGACUGCAAAUUCCCUUUUUUUUGCAUCUUAGUAAUGUUAAAAGAACAGCUACUUGCUUCUUUUUUUCUUUUUUUUUUGUCGGUCACUAUGUGAGCCUAUGUGCAAUGACAGAAAAUAUAUCUCGCAAACCACGGCCUGGCUGAUAUGAGAAGCUGCAUGCACUAUGUAGCAUUAAAGCUAUUUCUGAUAGUAAUGAUGAAAGUCUAAUAUGUUCAUCCUAUAGAAACUGGAGUUUGUGCAAUAUGCCAACGCACCAGUAAAAUGAAACACUGCUGUCCAGAAGAGAUGACUGAAGGUCAUCCUGUAGGUUUUAAAAUGAAUAUUUGGACUGAUUCCAGAAACCCAAUAUUAUUCACAUCAUUUUGAGCCCUUUUAUUCCAGCAGGGGGUUGAGAAUUAUGCAUGUGGCAUCUGGGUCCCACACACGAUUAUAUGUGUGUGUGUGUGUGUGUGUGUGUGUGUGUGUGUGUGUGUGUGUGUGUGUGUGUGUGUGUGUGUGUGUGUGUGUGUGUGUGUGUGUGUGUGUGUAUAUAUAUGUUUGUGUGUGUGUGUGUGUGUAUAUAUAUACACACACACACACACACACACACACACUGAUCACCCAAAACAUUAUGACCACUGACAGACAAGUGAAUAACAUUGAUUAUCUCAUUACAAUGGCACUUGUCAAGGGAUGGGAUGUAUUAGGCAGCAAGUGAACAGUCAGUUCUUGAAGUUGAUGUGUUGGAAGCAGGAAAAAUGGGCAAGUAUAAGGAUCUGAAUGACUUUGACAAGGGGCCAAAUUGUGAUGGCUAGACAACUGGGUCAGAGCAUCUCCAAAACAGCAGAUCUUGUGGGGUGUUCCCGGUAUGCAGUGGUCAGUACCUACCAAAAGUGGUCCAAAGAAGGACAAACAGUGAAGCAGUGACAGGGUUAUUGGCACCCAAGGCUCAUUGAUGUGCAUGGGGAGUGACUGCUAGCCCGCCUGGUCCGAUCUCACAGAAGAGCUACUGUAGCUCAAACUGCUGAAAGUGUUAAUGCUGGCUAUGAUAGACAGAUGUCACAACACACAGAGCAUCUCAGCUUGCUGCGUUUGGGGCUGUAUAGCUGCAGACCAGUCAGAGUACCCAUGAUGACCCCUGUCCACCACUGAGAGUGCCUACAACGGGCACGUGAGCAUCAGAACUGGACCAUGGCGCAAUGGAAGAAGGUGGCCUGGUUUGAUGAAUCACUUUUUCUUUUACAUCAUGUAGACAGCCGUAUGUGCAGUUUUUUUUUUUACCUGGGGAAAAGAUGGCACCAGGAUGCACUAUGGGAAGAAGAAAAGCUGGCAGAGGCAGUGUGAUGCUCUAGCCAAUGUUCUGCUGGUAAAGCUUGGGUCCUGGUAUUCAUGUGGAUGUUACUUUGACAUGUACCACCUACCUAAACAUUGUUGCAGACCAAGUGCAUCCCUUCAUGGCAAUCAUAUUCACUGAUGGCAGUGGCCUCAAGUGGUUUUAAUGUUUUGGCUGAUCGCUUUAUAUAUGUAUGUGUGUAUAUAUAUAUAUAUAUAUAUAUAUAUAUAUAUAUAUAUAUAUAUAUAUAUAUAUAUAUAUAUAUAACUUUGUUAAAAGAAACACUCAAUGGUAGGGAAAGUGCUCAACAAAAAAGGAUCAAAAUAAGUGAGUCAAGUAAAUUCUUUGAGACAGUCUCAUAAAGAAUUUACUUGACUCACUGGAUUAUAUAUAUAUAUAGCGUUUUUUUCCAAAACCGUCAUGGUGUUGAUAGAAGUGCUCAAUUAAUGAGGAGUGGAAUAUCAAUACAGAUGCAGGAAAGAAAAAACUUUUAAUACAUAGCCGCUGAUGAGGCUGAUACAUAGCCUCAUCAGCUGCACAUUAGCAGCUGAUGAGUGCGCGGUGCACGAAACAGGCCUGUAUGGCUAUGUAUUAAAAGUUUUUUUCCUGCAUCUAUAUAUAUAUAUAUAUAUAUACAUACAUA
Molecule: messenger RNA, 5061 nt
Organism: Lampris incognitus (smalleye Pacific opah)
Lineage: Eukaryota; Metazoa; Chordata; Actinopteri; Lampriformes; Lampridae
Product: carbohydrate sulfotransferase 15-like
Exons: 8
Coding region: 414-2027 (537 amino acids)
Biological process (GO): hexose biosynthetic process
Molecular function (GO): N-acetylgalactosamine 4-sulfate 6-O-sulfotransferase activity
Source: RefSeq, a predicted model, not a curated record